Cyclospora cayetanensis is the source of this 1389-nucleotide messenger RNA. Its product is annotated as signal peptide peptidase. The record is from RefSeq and is a predicted model, not a curated record. Gene Ontology annotation, molecular function: aspartic endopeptidase activity, intramembrane cleaving. The coding region runs from base 1 to 1389 and encodes 462 amino acids. The transcript is spliced from 7 exons. Gene Ontology annotation, cellular component: membrane; cytoplasmic side of endoplasmic reticulum membrane; lumenal side of endoplasmic reticulum membrane. Gene Ontology annotation, biological process: membrane protein proteolysis. Lineage: Eukaryota; Apicomplexa; Conoidasida; Eucoccidiorida; Eimeriidae.
AUGUCUUCGUCUGCAACGGGAGACACGGCUGCUGGUUUUGCAGCCCCUGCAGAGGCAGGCGGCAGUCCCACCUUAGACUGCAUCAGCACAAGCAGCAAGUGCCAAGUUUCCCUAGCACUCUUCUAUGGCUGUUUCGCGUGUCUGGCGGUCGUCAUGGCCGCUUCUUGGGUGUCACCUCUACCAGUGCUGCUGCAGAUGGGGUUGUACACAGCUCCCAUAAUAUACGUGGGUAGUCACUUGUCUCUGAAACAAAAUGAGGUCGACGCAAUCACAGGGGAAAAGGUCAACAGGGGCGAGUCCAUGGACAGGACUGAUGCGAUGCUUUUCCCGGUUUUUGGCUCUAUAGCCCUCUUCAGCCUCUACCUCGCCUACAAGUUUUUGGGGGCGGUUUGGGUAAAUAUGCUUCUCACACUAUAUUUGUCUGGCGUCGGCCUCGUUGCCUUAGGAGAAACCAUCUUUGCUGUGGCGCGGCCCUUGUGCUCUCCAUCUUUCCACGACGAUAGCUGGUUUGUUGUACACCUGCCAAAUCGCCUCCUCUGGAUCCGCCAGUGGUUGGCAGGGGCGUCCGCAAAGUCUGAGCAGCCGCAACAGCAGGAGGGAGAGGAGGCCAAGGAGGAAAAGGGAAAAGGCGAGGACAAGAAAACAAAGGAGAAAGAGGAGGCCAUGGAGGAGCCUCAUGAACAGAGGGGGGCGGCAGACUUGACUUGGCGCUUUAGCCCGCUGUGGGUACUCUCGCAUUUGGCGGCUUUGGGAAUUUGCGGCUUAUGGCUUGUCACAAAGCAUUGGGCUCUUCAUAACAUCCUCGCCAUUGCCUUCUGCAUCCAGGCAAUCGCCAUAGUCAGCGUAGGGAGCUUUGGAGUUGCGAGCAUCCUGCUUUGCGGCCUCUUCGUCUACGACGUCUUUUGGGUGUUCGGGACUGAAGUGAUGGUGUCUGUUGCCAAGGCAUUUGAAGGUCCUGCCAAACUUAUUUUCCCAGUGCAGCUGUCGCCUCUCCAGUACAGCAUCCUAGGCCUCGGUGACAUCGUCAUUCCAGGGGUCCUGAUAGCCAUGUGCCUUCGUUUCGACAAUUAUUUGCAUCAUCAACAACAAAAUGCAGCCACAGAAUCGCAUGCAGUGGACAUCCACCAGCGCUUUGCCAAGUUCUACUUUUGUGUGGUGCUGUGCUUCUACGAAUUGGGGUUGCUGACCACCGGAAUCGUGAUGCUUGCCGCUCAGCAUCCUCAGCCUGCCCUCCUUUACCUCGUGCCGUACUGUCUCUUCAGCCUUUUCGGAGCCGCUGCCCUUAACGGAAAAGUCAAGGAAGUCCUGGCGUACAAGGAGGAGGGCGAGAACACGGAGAGCUCUGCGAAGCCGUUGGCUCAGGACCCCACAGAAAAAAAGGAAAACUGA